UAGAAAUUCAGUCUAUAUAAUUUAAUUUGUUAGGCGGGAAACUGCGAAAUUUUUACUAUAACAUAAUUUGGUAGAAAACAUUUUCCUUAUCUGUCUCCUUUUAAUUAAUUACAUACGGACUUUUGGCACCCUCUUAAGUGUAUACACCUACAGGUGAUUUCAGAUGUAAUGAAACAGUUCUCAUACAGUGAAUAUACUAAACAUGUUGUUCCGUGUUAUUAUUUUUACAACACACUAUAUACAUGAUUGCAAGUUAAAAUUAGUGCUCCCGGGAAAUAAGUAGCUGCCGGCAUUAAAAUAGCUCUCUAUUCUGUAUAUAAAGAACGUGACGGUCUGAAGAAAUGACCCUUUAAACCUUUGUUGCAACAUAUUAAAGAAAAUGGUGGGGCAAUCAAGUGCAUCUAAACGCCUUAGCGAACGUGUGCCAAGGCUUUUAUCUACAGCUAAGUCUAUUUAUGAAGACAAUUACAGUCUUGGAGCAAACUACUACAAACCAGUGAUUGAUCAUUUGAACAAAAAAGAUAUUAGAAAAGCAACAGUAAGUACAUCCUCUUGCUUAUCCACAAGAAACAGUGUGAUUGAGUUGAAUAAAAAAACCAAAGAGAUUCUAAAAGAUUCUAAGUUUCACACGAAAUCAGUUUUUCGACCUUGUACUCUAGCAGAAGUGAGUAAUUCAUUGGAAAAGGUGAAUCCAAGAAGAAAAAAGACAAGGAAAGAAAAAGAAUUAGUAAGACAAUUAAAGCAGCUAAAAGACAAAAUGGGAGAUGCAGCUCACGGUUACGACUCAGAUUUGGACAAAAAGGUUGAAUAUGAGCUAAAGGCAAUGCAGAAAUUUCUCAGAGGUAAAUCAGCCGAUGGUAUAGCUCACCAAUUACUUUCUGAAAGCAGAAAAAAUGUAGCCAUUGCCCAAGAAUUAGAUGCAAUUGAGAAGCAGCAACAGUCCGUUUUUGCACCUAUGUGCGCUUUAAAAACGACAUCAAGAGCUCAUCUCAAGGUAAUGGCAUCUCGUAUUGAUAAAAAACUUGAAGAAAACUUAAUUCGGCCAUUGGAAGAUCUCAGUGUCGAUCUUAAAGGAUUCAAUCGGAGAACAGCUGAAAUUUUUUACGAUAAAAGGUGA
Agrilus planipennis (emerald ash borer) is the source of this 1117-nucleotide messenger RNA. Its product is annotated as paramyosin, short form-like. The transcript has a single exon. The coding region runs from base 380 to 1117 and encodes 245 amino acids. The record is from RefSeq and is a predicted model, not a curated record. NCBI's taxonomy places the organism in Eukaryota, Metazoa, Arthropoda, Insecta, Coleoptera, Buprestidae.